CACUCUGGAUGUACCUGGCAGCUGGAUUACUUAACAUCAUGGAUAUCUCCCUACAGCAUGAACAUCUGCAGGAGUAUCUUCAAAGUGCGGCCACCAAUGGGAACUUUACCGGACCCAACCCGUACGGGCUCGGGCUGAAUGGGUCCGCCCUGUUCGGUGGGCUCGACAAGAAUGGCACGGAAGUCACCAUUACCGCACCAGGACACACCGACUCUACCGUGGCCGUCAUAAUCGUGUACUGCGUCCUAUUUGUGAUAGCGGCCGGCGGCAAUCUGUCGGUUGUCAUAACACUGUUCCGCUCCAGACGCCAUCGUCGUUCGCGUGUCAGCCUCAUGAUCUGCCAUCUUGCGGUGGCCGACCUAAUGGUCGCAUUCAUCAUGAUUCCACUGGAGGUCGGGUGGCGUAUCACUGUGCAGUGGCAUGCCGGCAAUGUGGCCUGCAAGGUGUUCCUGUUCAUGCGCGCCUUCUGUCUGUAUCUGAGCUCGAACGUGCUGGUGUGCGUGUCGCUCGACCGCUGCUUUGCUGUGAUAUAUCCGUUGCGCGUGUCGGACGCCCGGAAGCGCGGCAAAAUUAUGCUCGGCGGUGCAUGGUUCAUUGCGUUUGUCAAUGCGAUGCCACAGAGCAUCAUCUUCCGCGUGCAGCAACAUCCGCAAGUGCCGGGGUUUACGCAGUGCGUCACCUUCGGCUUCUUCGCUACGCCAGGUCUCGAGACGGCCUACAACCUGUUCUGCGUGAUAGCCAUGUACUUCCUGCCGCUGAUGAUCAUCAGUGGUGCCUACACUGUGAUUCUGUGCGAAAUCUCGAACCGGUCGCGGGAAAAGGGGACAGGCGAUUCCACCUCGACCGGCCCAAUGCGACUUCGAUGCAGCGACCUAACGCAUAUUGAACGGGCCCGUCAGCGUACGCUACGCCUCACCAUCACGAUUGUGGUUGUGUUUGUCUGGUGCUGGACACCGUACGUCGUCAUGACACUAUGGUACAUGUUCGAUCGGGAAAGCGCGGCAAAGGUGGAUGUGGCCGUGCAGGACGGAUUGUUUCUGAUGGCCGUCUCAAACUCGUGCAUGAAUCCGCUGGUGUACGGUUCGUACGCGAUGAAAUGUAGACUGCCCUGUCGGCGCCGCAACACGCUCGGCGGUGCACAAACACCUAAUGCAGCUCAGCGACGCUCUACAGAUGCCGUUUCGGGAAUCAUUGGACCACACUCGGACCGUUUGACCGGACGGGAUAAUAAGGAUGAGCUGUUGGUAGCGGACCACCGGAGCAUAACGAUGAACCACCUCAACCAAAACGGUACCAUUGCGCUGCUACAACCGACAGCAUCUCUGCUCCGCUCGACAGGCGGUGGUGGUGGUGGUGGUGGAGCGAUUGGUGCGGGUACCAGCGGGGUAAUAGCCGGUGGCUCCGGGUUGGCUACGACGGCAACGACCCGUUUCUACAAUCGUCUUAGCAGUGGCAACAUCAACAACACCAACUAUCACGGCAAUAUGGUGAAACACACGUCAGUGACGGGAAGUAAAGCUGGACUGGGCUGGGAGUUGGGAGGUGUGAGCAACCAGCGGAAGGGCGGUGGAAAAGAGCACCAUUUCCGGAUGAGCUACUGGACCGGUGGCAGCGGGAAAGGAUGCAAUCCAAGCCGCACCGAGCUAGCCAAGCUGGCCGACGAACAUUCGGUAAUGCUGUCGAGACCUUCGUUCUACUCUGACCCGACACCGCACGAGCUGGACACAUCGGUUGAGUGUGGAUUGACACGCAGCCUGGACACUGGCGGAUGGCGAUGAUGAUCACAGGGCUGUUGGUGAUCCUCGCCACAGUACUACGACAAGGUCGCGAUCGCUACGGUUGUAAUGGUACGCAACGGACUCAUCAAAACCAUCGAUGCGCGACAUCAACGU
Messenger RNA from Anopheles maculipalpis, 1892 nucleotides. RefSeq names its product adipokinetic hormone/corazonin-related peptide receptor variant I-like. Gene Ontology annotation, biological process: G protein-coupled receptor signaling pathway. Gene Ontology annotation, molecular function: G protein-coupled receptor activity. The transcript has 9 exons. The coding region runs from base 9 to 1778 and encodes 589 amino acids. Gene Ontology annotation, cellular component: membrane. NCBI's taxonomy places the organism in Eukaryota, Metazoa, Arthropoda, Insecta, Diptera, Culicidae. The record is from RefSeq and is a predicted model, not a curated record.